AUGGAUCCGAGAUCGUCAUCUGCUCUAUUUAAAAGAGCUGAGCAACUCAAACGAUGGGAGGAAUCGGACACCAACAAACAAUCGGCGACACCUAAACGUGCUUCUCGAAUCCAGUUCUCGUCUGGUAUUGUGUUUCUCGCGGCUUGCACGGCUGGUGAUAAGGACGAGGUGCAGCGGUUGUUGAAAUUGGGUGCUGACAUCAAUACGACAAAUGUUGAUGGUCUCACAGCUCUACACCAGGCAUGUAUUGACGACAACUUCGAUAUGGUCCAGUUUUUAGUGGAGAACGGAGCUGAUGUCAACCGCGGAGACAAUGAGGGCUGGACCCCGCUACACGCGACAGCCUCCUGUGGUUUCGUCAGUAUUGCAAGAUAUCUCCUGGAAAACGGCGCAGACGUAGCUGCCGUCAACUACGAUGGUGAACUCGCCGUGGACAUUGCGGAGAGUGAUGAGAUGGAAGAUUUACUACAGAAAGCUAUUGAUGAGAAAGGUAUAGAUUGUGAAAAGUCGCGCACCGCUGAAGUCACUAAACUAAGAAAUGAUACGAAGAAUUGGGCGGCAAAUGGCUAUAGUGAAGUUCGGGAUCUUAAAACUGGUGGCACGCCGUUGCAUGUGGCAGCUGCCAAGGGCUACAUCGAUGUGGCAAAGACACUAUUAGAAGAUUGUAAUGUGGAGCCCGAUUGCGUGGACUACGAAGGUUGGACGCCGUUGCACGCCGCUGCUCUCUGGGGACAGAAAGAAGCCGCUGCAAUAUUACUUAAGUUCGGCGCCGACCCCAACGUGAAAAACUUUUCAGGCCAGACUUGCAUGGAUCUAGUGGACCCCAGUAUAGCAGCCUGGCUCGAAGAAGCCUCACUGAAGGCUCCACGUCGCGUUAACAACAACAACAAACGAAAGCGGAGCCCACCAAGACACGACGUCAAACGCGUUGAACUGCAAAUCACUGGUCAACCAGAUAACAACAUUAUCAACGUGAAAUUGGGCCGUGUUAUAACUCAUACACCAUCGUAUCAUGGAAACGCAGAAAAACCGCCGGCGGGUACUGAUAUAUUAAAGAUGUCUGAGGGCAAACCGCCGAAAAUCCGCGCCCAGUCGCCAGACACUACCGAGAAAUCCGAGAACUCAACGGCCAACGAAUCGCCUUCGUGGCGUCGGUCCACGUCGUUCCGUAGCAGGCCGCACGACAAUCGUGAAAAUAAACCCGCCAAUAACAACGUGGACAAUGACACGAUUCUAAGAAGGACGCAUAGUUUCGAAAAUGAUAAGACUUUCUAUCAGCGCUACCGUGAUGUCACUGCUCGUAUAAAGGCGUCGUCGUGCCCUUCGAUACCGCCGGUGCCUCAUAUUCCUCUCGCCGCCGUCCUUGAGCUGAGGAAAAAGAAACAAGAGACUAACAAUACUACUGAGAAUACUAACGACGACGUAAAAGCAAGAGUUAACGCGACCGAAAAGAAAGAGAGAGAAGCAAACACAUGGAGCGUGCCUACAACUAGUUCAAGCCCAGUUUCAAAUAAUACAACAGCGCAGACGACAGUCAGAAGGUCUUUCGUGCCACCAGUCCGAGACGAUGAGAGUGAAACGCAGAGAAAGGCUCACGCGAAACGGGUUCGCGAAACAAGGAGGUCUACUCAAGGUGUUACCCUAGAUGAGAUCAAAUCAGCUGAACAAUUAGUCAAAAAGAAAACUAACAAUGGCGUGGCGGAAAACACAACAGCAAACAACGCAAAGAAAGAGGAAACGCCAGUUGAAAAUAACACAUUUCGGGCGAUCGCCGCAAGUGGUGGGGAUGCCGCUGUUUCGUUAGCGCUCGCGAGCGCAACUAUCGCCCCCAACAGUGAUCGACGACCGUCUUGGCGGCUGCGAGUAGAUCCCACUAACAAGUUUGAAUUGGAGGAUGCAGCACUGACCCCACGAUCGAUAGCGGAAACGGAGGCGACCGUCACAUUACCACUCCGUCGCCAGGCCCCGUUCGUUCAGGAUACCACGGUUACGACUACGUCUAUUGCCAACGCCACCACUCAUGCGAAGGAAAAUAACCGCACUGGCAAUUCUGUGACGCAAACAACAGAAGAGGAAAAGGACCGCGAGAGUAGUGUUGAAAGCAAGUCAUCAAGCAACGCCUCCCCGUCGAGCACGCAGGCGGCUCUCAACGUGAUCCAACGGCGACGAAGACCAAAACGAAGAUCUACCGGCGUCGGACAUGUCGACAUGGAUGAUAUCGUCAACGAUCGCGGAGGAAGCAGUGAGGGCGAUGGCGAUUCAGAAGCAGCGCAACGGAACACGCGUGGCCUCGGGAGCUUUCGUCGACGUGGAAAUUACGACUAA
Leptosia nina is the source of this 2325-nucleotide messenger RNA. The record is from the annotation of a GenBank genome assembly. Lineage: Eukaryota; Metazoa; Arthropoda; Insecta; Lepidoptera; Pieridae.